Messenger RNA from Paramecium primaurelia, 867 nucleotides. Lineage: Eukaryota; Ciliophora; Oligohymenophorea; Peniculida; Parameciidae. The record is from the annotation of a GenBank genome assembly.
AAUGCUUCAGGAAGUAACAAUUCCUUGUGGAAGAUAUGAUUACAAUCAAGAAACAAAAAAAGUUGUUAUUGUUAAAGCAAAAGGAUUACUCAAUUUAUAUUUGAAUGAUGAAAAUGAAUUGUGGUUAAAAUGGUAUAAUGUAGAUCUAGAUAGUAAAUUAGAAAUUGUAAACUUUUAUAUUAUUUAAAAUAGGAAAGAAUCUUAAUUAAAGGAUGUACAUUUUUUGAAAAAGUUAAAGGUCAAAAUAGAGUAUAUCUUCUUAGAUUUACAGAUGAUGAUUAAAAGUAUUUCUUUUGGAUGCAAGUAAUAUUUAAUAUAUAUUUUAAAUUAGACUGAUGAUUAAACUUAAGAUGAAAAUUAUUGCAAAUAAUUUAAUGAUAUAAUCAAUUUAUAGGUUUUAGAUGAUCCUAUUUAAAUUUAAUAAUAACCUCCAAUUUAAUCUCAACCACAUACACAACCUCCAUAAUAAUAAAUGGAUCAAUAAUAAUAAUAACUUUUAUAAUUGCUUUAAUAGUAAUUGACAUAAAGAGUAGGUCCAGGACUAUCUCUAACAGAUAUUUUAAGUAGUGAAUUUUUAACUUAAAUUGCCAAAGAUGAGGAAUACUUUUAGGCUCUAAAAGAGUAAAUAAUUUAAAUUAUAUUAGUUAUUUACCUCCUGAUUAGUAAAGUUUUGAAUAAUUUAAGGAGAAUUUACUGAGUCCUUAAUUUAAAUAGGCUUUAGAUUAGUUGACUCAUGCUUUAAAGGGAAGAGAAAGGAGUUCUGUGAUUCAGUAAUUAGACUUGGAUUAUAGAGUAUUAGAAUAGGAAUUUGAUGGUGUUAUAGCUUUUAUUAAAGCUAUUAUUAGAAAGGAUUAAAAUAAAAAUUGA